Molecule: messenger RNA, 3339 nt
Organism: Zalophus californianus (California sea lion)
Lineage: Eukaryota; Metazoa; Chordata; Mammalia; Carnivora; Otariidae
Gene: SSUH2
Product: ssu-2 homolog
Exons: 12
Coding region: 12-1142 (376 amino acids)
Molecular function (GO): heat shock protein binding
Source: RefSeq, a predicted model, not a curated record
ACGUCUGCACCAUGGACAGGGAUCUGAGUGACGAUGACAGUGUGGUGGACCUUAGCUUCGAGGCCGAGAGUCCUCCGGCGCCCCCAGCCGAGCUCCUGGAGAGACUGCCCAGUUGUGACUGGCUUCUUCAAGGAGGCGGACAGCAGAUAUUCUUCCCACCUUUGGAGGCUCCCGGGAGACCCCUGGAACAAAGGUGCUGGUCCUCAUUCAUGGAACACAGCAGAGUCCCCAUGGUGACAGAAGAAGUGGCUCGGGAAGCCCUCCUCAGCUUUGUGAGCUCCAAAUGCUGCUAUGGCCGCGCAGCUGCCGGUGACCUCGUCAUCCAGGAGCUCAAGCAGCAGACUCUCUGCAGGUAUCGACUAGAGACUUUUACCGAAUCCAGAAUAAGCGAAUGGACAUUUCAACCCUUUACUAACCAGUCAGUGGAUGGGCCACAAAGAGGGACCUCCCCCAGGCUUUGGGACAUCAAGGUCCAGGUCCCCCCGAUGUUUCAGGAAGAUACGAAGAAGUUUCAAGUCCCUCACUCAUCACUGGUCAAGGGAUGCCACAAAUGCCAUGGGCGUGGGCGUUACAAAUGCAGCGGCUGCCAUGGGGCCGGCAUGGUGAGGUGCCCAUCCUGCAGCGGAGCCAAGCGCAAAGCCAAGCAGUCCCGCAGGUGUCAGAUGUGCUCGGGGUCUGGCCGGCGGAGGUGCAGCACGUGCUCAGGGAGGGGCAACAAGACCUGUGCCACCUGCAAGGGGGAGAAGAAACUGUUGCACUUCAUCCAGCUGGUCAUCGUGUGGAAAAACAGCCUGUUUGAGUUCAUGUCUGAGCACCGACUGAAUUGCCCUGGGGAGCUCCUUGCUAAAGCCAAAGGAGAAAGCCUCUUUAAGGAUGAAAGCACCAUGGUGUACCCCAUUGUGGAUUUCCCACUGCGGGAGAUCUCUCUGGCCUCCCAGAGGGGCAUUGCCGAGCACAGCGCUGCCCUGGCCUCCCGGGCCCGAGUCCUGCAGCAGCGCCAGACCAUCGAGCUGAUCCCCCUCACAGAAGUGCAUUACUGGUACCAAGGACAGACUUAUGUCUACUAUAUCUAUGGCACGGACCACAGAGUGUAUGUGGUCGAUUACCCCGAGCGGUACUGCUGUGGUUGUACCAUCAUCUGACGCGGCCCAGCCAUCUCCGGAGCCAGGAGGACAAAUGAGGUCCCAGAGUUUACUCGUCAAUGGCUACAUUGGACAAUCCUAUACAAACCCCGGUGUGUCCUUCUAGACAAUCCAGCUUAUCAUCUGUCAAGCCACAGGUCUUUCCAGAGUUCCUCUGGUGGGAUCUGUCAUGUGUUUAACCUAUGAGAGUUCAGCUACACCCAUUUUUUUGGAACAAAUAAUUUAAGCGGGUGGGGCCAUGCCUCUGGUCUCCAAGCUAACGUCUUGCCCCGAUGGAGCUUGUGGUUAGAUUUUGCCUCUCCCUUGGCUUGUCUCUGUUCUGCUGUGCUGCUGCUAGUGUGAGCCAUUUGCUAAGCUGAGCAAAUGGCUCAGAUGUGUAGAGCUAUCCUACAAACUGGCUGCCUCUUAAUGUGCACCACACAGUGCUCUUAGGCAUCGAGAACAAAAUUUACCCCCUAUUCUGUGGGCUAGGAAUUCAGAUGCAGACACAGUGGAGGUAGUUUAUCUCUGCUCUGUGAUGUCUGGGGUCUCACCUGGGAGAUGUGAAGGCUGGGGUGGCUCAAGAGCAGGGGGCUCAGAUCAUCGGAAGGCUGGUUCACCCAGAGGUCUGACCGUGGAUGGUGGCUGUCAGCUGGGACACCUGCAGGCCACUUCUCCAUGCGGCCUGGGCUUCCUCACCAUGUGGCACCUCUCGGGGUAAGCAGCCGUCAUGCACACCCCAAUUGAAGAAAUAGAGAUCUGUUUCCAAGCUGGAGAACAAAGCUGCCGUGUUGGAUAAACUGCAGGUCUAUGCGCUGGUCUCUAACACGGUGCAUGUGCAGGGGUAGGUUUUGGAGAGUGACUCUGGAGAUAUGUAGAUUCUUACAUCACCUGCCGACCUUAGAACCUGCUCAUUAGUAGAACCUGAACUGGGUGUCCUGUGCACCCAGUCAUGUGCAUGAACUCCCACUUUGUGCAGCAAGGCUGGGUGGGUGCAGGGGAUGCUCUGUCGACUGAAUGCCCAGUCUGCUUUGGGGGCCAGCUGGGCCACUGUGCACCUGGUUGGGGGUAACCAGAGGCCCCUGUCAUCUUAUUCCAACUGCACCCCACCUGGAAGGGGAUUGCUACACACUGAGAGGGCCAGGCUAUGCCCCCUUGUUCCCCAAGCUCUUGCUGGCCUGCAGCCCCUGUCCCCCUUGGUUUGGGAGGAUGUGGACAUAACAGGCCUUGCUGAGGGAAGCUUGGGAAGUCUGAGGCCACCCUCCAGGGCAUUGUUGACAAAUGAUAUGCAAAUGAGCACUUGCACCCUCACCUGCUACACCCCUGCCCCAGGAUUCCCCAUAUCCCAUUCGGUUGCUGCUGUACCCCUGAGUCUGGCCAAAUUACUGGUGGGGUCUUGCUUACAAGAGCAUCAGCAUUUGGAGGGGUGUCCCGCUCCCUUGGGGCUGCAUGGAAGACAAGGGAAAUUGAGAAGCAAAGGGAUGUGAACCAGGAGGCUGAGUCACCCGGUCCUGGCCAACCUUCCAGGCUCAGACUUUGCCUCCCACGCCGGCUGACCCUAGCCAAUGCCACACGCUCCGCAUGUGGGGGAGGCUGAGGGCGGGAUGAGGUUCGUCCUUGCCUUGCCUGGCUCUCUGGCGCCUGGGGACGGAGCCUGGUGGUGGCAGGGGAGACAGAGAGAGAAUACUAAGAGACUCCCUUCCUCCGCUUCCUCCUGGAGCUCUGCAGUGCUCAAGUCUGGGAGGCCAGCACUUCCGACCCUGGUGUCUCUACAGCCCACCUCUGUGGGGCUCACCCGGGAUGCUGCUGCCCCCUGGGGGCAGGCAGGGUUUUGGGUUGUUGCAGUGACUGGAAGUGACACUCCUGGCAUUUGGUGGACAUAGAACAGGAAAGCUAGCUGGCUACCACUCUGCACAGUGAAGCCUGUUUCACGUCUUCCACGACUUGCAGAUCCGCCGCUGACCUUCACCGAGAACUUCAUUACCAGAACCUCAGCGGGGACUGCUGACUGCAGUGCUCACCCUCACUUACCGGUCAGCUCUGCUCUUUGAUUUUCCCGUAUGGUUAGGAAUUGCUCAGGUCCUCUCACUUCCUGAAGUCCAAACUCGUAACUCCCUGACGACUUCGUUACAGCCCCUCACGCCGUCCUGCCUGAGCAUCACAACCGGAAAUACGUGCAGUAAAAUGUUACUUUCUUCUCAUUUCUCUGUUCUCUUUC